AUGUACAGUUCCUAAAGCCCUAAAUCAGUGAAUCCCUAAAUUCCCAAACUUGUCUCUCAAAUUUCAAGGCUCAACCUCAUUCUCGUUUGCUCCUACAUCGUCGAUAUCAAGAGAAAUUUGAAAAUGGACAAGUCUUGGAUGCGUUGUACUGACAGAUCGAGCGACGUUUACUUAAAAGGAGUUGAGAGUUUUCUUCAAUUUGCAUUUAAGCAAUCAGAACUAGAAGAUGAAAUUCCUUGUCCUUGUAAGAAAUGCAAUAACGUUUACCACAAGUCUAGAGAUGAGGUCAAGGAACAUUUAAUAAUUUUUGGGAUAGUUCAAGGAUACACGCGUUGGCUUUAUCAUGGAGAAUUUGCACCUAAAAAGCAAAAUGUUAAUCAAGAGGAAAAAGGAAAGGAACCAGGUGUUCCUUCUCAAAAGAAAAGAAAAGAGCGAGGUGAUGAUAUGUUUGAAAUGAUAUAUGAUGCUGUUGGUCCUGAAAUCACAAAUGAUUCUAGUGGGGUUAAGUAUAAACAUGGUGAUGCUUCAGAAUCUACUUCCACAUUUUCCAAAUUAUUGGAGGAUGCUGCACAACAACUUUAUCCUGGUUGCGAGACAUUCUCCAAGUUAUCACUAAUUGUGGAACUGUUCCAAAUCAAGUGUCUUUAUGGGUUGAGUGGUAAAGCAGUUGAUAGCAUACUAAAGUUAUUUAAACGAGCACUUCCUUCUGGUGAAACUUUACCAGAGUCAUUUUAUGGAGCAAAAAAAGUGAUUAAAAAUUUAGGUCUUCAUUAUGAAAAGAUACAUGCUUGUGAGAAUGAUUGUAUGUUAUUUUGGAAACAUAAUGCGAAAGCUGAAUCCUGCUUGAUUUGUGGGGAGUCUAGGUGGAAAUCAGUUGAAGGUCAAAAAACUAAUGGGGAUACUCAAGGAAAAACUGGGAAAAAAGUUCCUCGAAAAGUGUUACGUUACUUUCCCUUGAAACCAAGAUUGCAAAGGUUAUUUACAUCACCAGAAAUAGCUUCAGACAUGACAUGGCAUCAUGAUCGACGUUCAAAAGAUGGGGUUCUUAGACAUCCAGCAGACUCUGAAGCAUGGAAACAUUUUGAUACAUUAAAUCCGGGCUUUGCUAGAGAUCCUCGUAAUGUUAGACUUGGUUUAGCAUCUGAUGGGGUAAAUCCUUUUGGUAAUUUAAGUGUUUCUCACAGCACUUGGCCAGUGAUCACUACUGUCUACAACUUACCCCCUUGGAUGUGCAUGAAGAAACCAUAUUGUUUCUUAUCUUUGCUGAUACCUGGUCCUAAAGCUCCUGGAAAUGAUAUUGAUGUAUACUUAGAACCAUUGAUAGAUGAGUUACGAGAACUAUGGUUUUAUGGAGUCGAUACAUAUGAUGCUUCGAGAAAAGAGAAUUUUUGUAUGCGGGCAGCACUCUUAUGGACUAUAAAUGAUUUUCCCGCUUAUGCCAAUUUAUCUGGAUGGAGUACAAAAGGAGCUUUGGCUUGUCUGUUAUGCAACAAAGACACAACAUCUACUCGAUUAAGGUAUGGUCGUAAGUUUUCUUAUAUGGGUGCUCGUAGAUUUUUAUCAUCUAAUCAUAAGUGGCGGAGUAAUAAACGUGAUUUUGAUGGAAAAGUAGAAAGAAGAUCUGCUCCAGAAGUUCUUUCUGGAAAGGAUGUUUUAAACCAAUUGCUUACUUUGGAGGACAUGAAAUUUGGUAAGACUCGGAAAAAACGGAAGUACGAAAAAAGUAAAGGCAUUCAUAACUGGAGGAAGAAAAGCAUCUUUUUCAAGCUUCCUUAUUGGAAAAAUAAUUUAAUACGUCAUAAUUUAGAUGUGAUGCAUAUUGAGAAAAAUGUGUGCGAUAAUAUCAUUGGGACAUUAUUAGAUAUUGAAGGAAAAACAAAAGAUAAUUUGAAUGCUCGUCAUGAUUUGAAGGAAAUGGGUAUAAGAAGUGAGUUGCAUCCAACUCAAAGGGAUGGAAGAUGGUGUUAUCCGGCAGCAUGCUAUUCUUUAUCAACAGAUGAGAAGUCUAAAGUAUGCAAGUUCUUAAAAAUGAUUAAGGUUCCAAAUGGUUAUUCUUCUAAUAUAUCACGGUGGGUGAAGUCAGAAGAUCGUAAAAUUUAUGGACUGAAGAGUCAUGAUUCUCAUAUUCUAUUAGAACAAUUGCUUCCUCUUGCAAUUCGCGGAGUCGUGCCGAAUAAUGUAUAUGAUGCUAUCACUGAGUUAAGUAUUUUCUUUAGAGAAUUGUGCUCGAAAACAUUAAGGGUUGAUGUGUUGGACCAACUUGCAACUCAAAUUCCGAUAACAUUGAGCAAAUUAGAGAAAAUAUUUCUACCGGCAUUUUUUGAUGUUAUGGUACACUUAGUCAUUCAUCUUCCAAGAGAGGUUAAGCUUGGUGGACCUGUACAAUAUAGGUGGAUGUACCCAAUUGAGCGAUUUUUACGCACAUUGAAAUGUUAUGUUCGUAAUAGAAAUCAACCUGAAGGAUCUAUUGCAGAAGGGUAUAUUGUUGAAGAAAGUAUAAUAUUUUGUUCAAGGUACUUACCUGGAAAUGUGAAAGGAUAUGAUCGAAUGGAUAAGAAUUAUGAAGAUGAUCGUAUUAAGACAUAUAGUGGAUUAUCUGUAUUUGAAAGAAAAGGUUCUCCUUUAUUAAGAGAUGCAUCCAGAAAUCUUGAAGAGUUAGAGAGAAAACAAGCUCAUCUUUAUGUUUUAAGAAAUUGUGAAGAAGUGCAACCAUUUUUACGUGAGUAUGAGCAGAGUAAUAAAAGCAUGAACUUUGAUGAUUGGUUUUUUCAUCGGAUUGUACAAAUGCGCAAAGAAAAAAAUGAACUCGCAACCUGUGAAUUGUAUUCUUUGGCUAGAGGCCCUUUUGAUGGUGUUCAAAGAUUCAAGGGGUAUGAAAUAAAUGGGUUUAGAUUUCAUACUAAACUACUUGAGGAAACGAGGAAGACCCAAAAUAGUGGUGUUUUAGUAAGAGGAGAAGUGAAUGGUAAGAAUAUUAGUUACUAUGGUGUUUUGACUGAAAUAAUAGAACUUCAAUAUUUUGAAGGUAAACGGGUUGUUUUGUUUAAAUGUGAUUGGUGGGAUGUUGAUCACAUCAGAAUAGGAGUGAAAAUAGAUAAACAUNUUUAA
Messenger RNA from Solanum stenotomum, 3108 nucleotides. RefSeq lists its product as uncharacterized. The record is from RefSeq and is a predicted model, not a curated record. The transcript is spliced from 5 exons. Lineage: Eukaryota; Viridiplantae; Streptophyta; Magnoliopsida; Solanales; Solanaceae. Bases 124 to 3108 code for a protein of 994 amino acids.